This is a messenger RNA of Guillardia theta CCMP2712, 1080 nucleotides long. RefSeq lists its product as hypothetical. The coding region runs from base 1 to 1080 and encodes 359 amino acids. Lineage: Eukaryota; Cryptophyceae; Pyrenomonadales; Geminigeraceae. The transcript is spliced from 12 exons. Gene Ontology annotation, biological process: thylakoid membrane organization; plastid translation; translational termination. Gene Ontology annotation, cellular component: chloroplast. Gene Ontology annotation, molecular function: translation release factor activity, codon specific. The record is from RefSeq and is a predicted model, not a curated record.
AUGGCUGAUGAUGCCAUGAUUCUGCGACUUGAGAACACAGCGCGUCAGUUCGAGGAGCUCACGAGCCAGCUCGGAGAUCCCUCCCUCGCAAACGAUCCUACCGAGCUCCUUCGCGUCACGAAGAAAAGAGCUUCGUUGGAAGAUAUUGUCACCUGCUUCAAUGAUUGGAAGACGUCAAAUGAAGAGCUCGAAGGCGCCAAUCUUCUCUUUCAAGAUGCGGGUGAUGAUCCUGAGCUGCGUGAAAUGGCGAGGGAGGAAAUCAAAACACUCGAAGCGAAAAUCCAAGAGCUUGAGGAACAGCUCAAGGUGCUGAUGUUGCCAAAGGAUCCGAACGACGAACGUGAUGUCAUGCUCGAGAUCCGAGCAGGAACAGGAGGAGAUGAGGCAGCUAUCUGGGCGAGGGACUUGCUUGAGGUUUACACACGAUAUGCCAAGACACAGUCAUGGACGACGUCAAUGGUUGAUGAGAGCGAGUCGACUUUCAUCCUGCAAGUGAAGGGCGACAGCGUGUACAGCAAGCUCAAGUACGAGGCAGGAGUGCACAGGGUGCAGAGAGUCCCAGCGACUGAGACGCAGGGGAGAGUUCACACAUCAACGGCGACUGUUGCGAUCAUGCCGGAGGUCGACGAGGUCACUGUGAAGAUUGAUGCAAAGGACAUCUCCCUCACCACUGCUCGCUCGAGUGGAGCUGGAGGACAGAACGUGAACAAAGUGGAGAGUGCGGUAGAUCUGGUUCACAUCCCGACUGGGAUUCGUGUUUUUUGCCAACAGGAAAGAUCGCAGCUCAAGAACAAGGAGGUCGCGAUGCAGAUUCUGCGAAACAAGCUCUAUGAGCUCCAGAUGGAAGAGCAGAUGUCUGAGAUCUCCAAGCAGAGAAAGGAUCAGGUCGGAACCGGAUCCAGGAGCGAGAAGAUCCGCACGUACAACUGGAAGGAUGGCCGAUGCUCGGACCACAGGUUGAACAAGAACUUUCCCCUCCAGCAGUUUCUCUCCGGCGAUCUUGAGUCCAUCAUCCAAGAGUGCAUCUUCAAGGAUCAGCAGCAGAAGCUCGCCGACAUGGCCCAGGAGGUCACCGCAUAA